AGUCAUGCAUUGUACCUCACACAAUAAUGAUAUCAAUAGCCUGGACUGUCUACUUUGAACCUGUACGCUUUACGCGGUUUGCUCUGCGAUGCUUCACGUAUGUCAGACAGUGUCUUUAUUCUCAUCUUGAGCUUUCAGCGACACAUCGGCAGGAGAGGAGCCAGCUGUCUGAGGCUGCGGGAUCUGUCCUACAUCUCGUCUUAUGAUGAUUGCUGCGGCGUUUUUGGUGCUGUUAAGGCCGUACAGUAUUCAAUGUGUGCUGUUGCUGCUGUUGCUUUUGCUCGGGACUAUUGCGACUAUUUUGUUUUUCUGCUGCUGGCAUCGCAGGCUUCGUAAUGGAAAACAUCCAAUAAAAUCAGUGCUCUCCGGACGCACCAAGAGCCGCGUGGGCCUCCGAUCACAUCAUUUUCGAUCAGAGGGCUUCAGGCACAGUCCACGUCACGCAAGAAGGAGCAUCCAUGCUCGAGUGACAGAGGAAAAACCCAAUCUGGUCGAGAUUCCUGAGAGCGACCCCGAUUCAUCUUCGACUCUUCGAAAACGCAAAGUGAAGAAGAGAGUCCUGCCAGAGUUUUACCAGUCUGUGCAAGUCACCCCCACACGCAAACCUAGCUCCAGUUCGGGGAACCCUUCCCUACACUGCUCCAUGUCUUCCUCGGCGGAUUUCUCAGACGAGGAUGAUUACAGCGCUAAAUCUGGGUCGGCAUCACCUGCACCCGGGGACACUUUACCCUGGAACCUGCCGAGACAUGAGCGAUCCAAGAGGAAAAUUCAGGGAGGAUCGGUGCUGGAUCCGGCGGAGAGAGCCGUGCUCAGGAUCGCAGAUGAAAGAGACAGAGUGCAGAAGAAGACAUUUACAAAAUGGAUAAACCAGCAUCUGAUGAAGGUACGAAAGCAUAUAAAUGACCUGUAUGAAGACUUACGAGAUGGACAUAACCUGAUCUCACUGCUGGAGGUUCUGUCCGGAGACACAUUGCCUCGGGAGAGAGGGAGGAUGCGCUUCCACAGACUCCAGAAUGUACAAAUUGCACUGGAUUAUUUAAAGAGGCGGCAGGUCAAACUUGUAAAUAUCAGAAAUGACGACAUCACAGACGGCAACCCGAAACUGACCCUGGGAUUGAUCUGGACCAUAAUUCUGCACUUUCAGAUCUCGGAGAUCCACGUGACAGGGGAGUCCGAGGACAUGACAGCCAAGGAGAGGCUUCUGUUCUGGUCCAGACAGAUGACAGAGGGCUACGUGGGCGUACGUUGUGACAACUUCACAACCUCCUGGAGGGAUGGGAGACUAUUUAACGCCAUCAUUCAUAAAUACAGGCCAGACCUGGUUGACAUGAGCCGUGUGUCGACACAGGCCAACCGAUCAAAUUUAGAGCAUGCGUUUGGUGUAGCUGAACAGCUGGGGGUGGCCAGGCUGCUGGACCCCGAGGACGUAGACGUUCAGUCGCCCGAUGAAAAAUCAGUCAUCACAUACGUUUCAACGCUGUACGAUGCCUUCCCCAAAGUACCUGAUGGCGUUGAUGGAAUCAGCCCUAAUGAUGUUGAUAUCAAAUGGGUGGAGUACCAGAACAUGAUCAAAUACCUCAGCCAGUGGAUCAAACACAACGUGGCCAUAAUGACAGAUAGAUCAUUCCCAAACAACCCUGUGGAACUCAAGGCACUUUAUACACAGUAUCUACAGUUUAAAGAACAUGAAAUCCCCCUGAAAGAAAACGAAAAGACAAAAAUCAAGAAUCUCUACAAAAUGCUCGAGAUGUGGAUCGAGUUUGGACGUAUUCAGCUACCCCAGGGUCAUCAUCCUAACGAUGUGGAGAAGGAAUGGGGGAAAUUGAUUGUUGCCAUGUUGGAAAGAGAGAAGAGCCUGAGGCCUGAGGUGGAAAGGCUUGAGAUGUUGCAGCAGAUUGCCAACAGGGUCCAGCGGGACUGUGUUAAUGGAGAGGACAAGUUGGCGUUGGCAAGGAUCGCCCUGCAGUCUGAUGCAAAACGCCUUGACUCUGGUAUCCAGUUCCUCCAUGAGGCUGAGAUCGCUGGCUACCUUUUGGAGUGUGAGAAUAUCCUCAGACAACAAGUGGUGGACAUCCAAAUUCUUCUGGAUGGGAAAUUCCCCUUUGCAGAUCAACUCGUCCAAAGGGUAUCAAAACUCCGGGAUGACCUUCUCUCCCUGAGAGCAGAGUGUUCUUCUGUGUACAGCAAAGGCCGCACCCUGACCACAGAACAAACCAAAAUGAUGAUCUCAGGCAUCACACAAAGCCUGAACUCUGGCUUCUCCCAGAACAUCAACACGAGCCUGACACCAGCCCUUACUCCUGCACUCACCCCAGGGGGGUUAGGUACCCCUGGGUCCACAUUCACCUCCAGCCUUACACCGUGCCUGACCCCGUCCUUGACCCCCACCUUGACCCCCGGUCUGCAGCCUGCUUCGGUCCAGAGCUACAUGGGGAGCGGUGGCGGCAUGGAUCCAGGCAGCCUCAGGCAUUUGAAACACAUGCAGAUCCGCAAGCCCUUACUGAAAUCCUCGCUGGCAGACUCCAACAUGACAGAAGAGGAGGUCAACAUGAAAUUUGUUCAGGACCUCUUGAACUGGGUGGAAGAGAUGCAGGUGCAACUGGAUCGUUCAGAGUGGGGAUCUGAUUUGCCAAGUGUGGAAUUGCAUUUAGAGAACCACAAAAGUGUACAUAGAGCCAUUGAAGAAUUUCAAAUGAGUCUUAAAGAUGCCAAACUGAGUGAGAUUCAGAUGACCAUCCCUCUGAAACUAUCUUAUUCAGACAAACUGAACAAACUAGAAAAGCAGUAUGAAAGGCUACUGAGCUGUUCAAGAGAGCGACAAAGCCACCUGGAAAGCUUGCAUGACUUUGUGUCACAGGCGACUCAGGAGCUCAUCUGGCUGAAUGAGAAGGAGGAGGAGGAAGUGGCCUUUGACUGGAGUGAUCGCAACAGCAACAUCUCCAAGAAAAGAGACUACCACGCUGACCUGAUGAGGGAGCUGGAUGAAAAGGAGGAAGUGAUCAAGUCGGUGCAGGACAAGGCAGAACGCCUUAUGCUUAAGAACCACCCAGCCAGGCUCACUAUUGAGGCGUACAGAGCCGCCAUGCAGACGCAGUGGAGCUGGAUUUUACAGCUUUGCUCAUGUGUAGAACAGCAUCUCAAGGAGAACGCUGUUUAUUUUGAGUUUUUCAGUGAUGCCAAAGAGUCCAUUGACUACCUUAAGAGCCUGCAAGAUGCCAUUCAAAGAAAAUACAGCUGUGAUCGAACAAGCAGCCUACACAGAAUGGAGGAUCUCAUUCAGGAGUCAAUGGAUGAGAAAGAGCAGCUGCUUCAGUAUCGCAGCACUGUCGCUGGGUUAGUGGGCAGGGCCAAGAAUAUUGUGCAGCUCAAGCCCAGGAACCCCGAAAGCCCUGUGAGGUCCUCCAUCCCUGUUAAAGCCAUCUGUGAUUACCGUCAGAUUGAGAUUACCAUCUAUAAAGAGGAUGAGUGCGUACUGGCCAAUAACUCUCACCGGGCCAAAUGGAAAGUUAUCAACCCAGCAGGGAACGAGGCCAUGGUGCCCUCUGUCUGUUUCACUGUUCCUCCACCCAACAAAGAGGCUGUGGAUAUGGCCACAAGAACUGAACAGUUGUAUCAAAAUGUCCUGGCGCUCUGGCACCACUCCCACAUCAACAUGAAGAGUGUGGUGUCUUGGCAUUAUCUAAUGUCUGAUAUACGAGCCAUCCGCAACUGGAACGUGGCCUCGAUAAAGACCAUGUUACCAGGUGAGCAUCAGCAGGUCUUAAGCAACCUGCAGUCUCACUUUGACGAGUUCCUGGAAGACAGCGAGGAGUCCGAGGUGUUCACGGUGGCAGACUGUGCUCAGCUAGAGAGAGACGUAGCGGCCUGCAAGGAGUACUACCAGGAACUACUCAGAUCUGCUGAAAGAGAGGAACACGAGGAGUCGGUGUACAAUCACUACAUCUCAGAAAUACGCAAUUUCCGGAUGCAUCUAGAGGCGAAUGAAGAACACCUGAUCAGGCAGCUCCGCACACCGCUGGAGAGAGACGACCUGGAGCAGAGUCUGCAGCGCAUCACAGAUCAUGAGAAGAAGACAGCUGAGCUGAAUAAACUGAGGGAGGACCUGGAUGUUAUGAAGGAGAAGUGUGAGCUUUUCCUCAGACAGGCUGCAGGUUCUCCUUCUGUGCCGACGCUUUCCUCUGAGCUCAACGUCCUCGUCCAGAGCAUGGGCCAAGUGCACUCCAUGUCUUCCAUUUAUAUGGACAAACUGAAAACGGUGAGCUUAGUGGUGAAGCACAGCCAGAGUGCAGAGGCGCUGGUUAAGGCCUACGAAUCCAAACUCUACGAGGAAGAUGCUAUGAACUCUGAUGUCAAGUCUAUUGAGACAGUCAUUUCAACACUUAAGCAAUGGCGGACAGAGAUCGACGAGCAGCAGGAGGUGUUCCAUGACAUGGAGGAUGAGCUGCAGAAAGCACGAGUCAUCAGCGACCGCAUGUUUAAGGCACAUAACGAGCGUGACUUUGACCUCGACUGGCACAAGGAGAAAGCUGAUCAGCUGAGCGAGAGAUGGCAGAACAUUCACUCCCAGAUUGACAGCAGACUUCGGGAACUGGAUGGUAUCAGCAAAUCUCUGAAACACUACAGAGACUCCUUCAGCAGUCUUGAUGAAUGGGUGAGAGAAAUGGAAGUAGCACAAAUGAAGGCCCAAGAAAACAAACCUGAGGACAGCAAGGCGCUGGCUGAGCUGUUAAACAAACAGAAGGUCCUUGUUGCUGAAAUUGAACAAAAACAGGGCAGAAUUGACGAGUGUCAGAAGUACUCGGAGCAUUAUUCAUCUGCGAUCAAGGAUUAUGAACUUCAGCUGAUGACCUUCAGAGCGAUGGUCGACUCCCAACACAAGUCCCCUCUCAAGAAACGGAGGAUGCAGAGCACGUCUGAUGCCAUUCAGCAGGAGUUCAUGGAUCUGCGAACUCGCUACACUGCUCUUGUGACUCUCAUGACGCAGUAUGUGAAGUUUGCCAGUGAAACACUGAAGAGAACUGAAGACGAGGAGAGAUCUGUUGAUGAGGAGAAGAGAGAGCAUGGUGAUAAAGUUAGCAAACUAUUGCACUGGAUGUCCAAUGUGAAACAGACCUCGAACAAUGAUGGGAAUGCUCUGAAAGAUAGCAAUGCCAACACAGACGCUUCUAAUAAGCCCCAGGUGUCAGUCGAGGAGAUGGUCACUAAGAAGGAACAGAUUGCAGAAGCAUUGAGAGCAACACAAAUGAUGCUGAACAAACACAGUGACAAAAUGACAGAAGAGGAAAGAGAAAAGGCCCAGGAGCAGCUGAAGGCGCUCAACCAGGCCUACAGUGAACUCUCCCAGCAAUGUUCAGAUCAAACAACAUCUGCAGAAGAGGAUUUAAAUUCCAGUGCAGCAAGGCUUGGCACUGGACCCAAGAGUAGCCUGCUUGAUCAGAUUACCAGGUUCACCCUCCCAGAGGCCCAACAUGUGACUUCUGAACUCUUUCAGUCUGAUCCGCAAUGCUGUAUGGACUGGGACGAUGCUUUCAAACAAGAUCCCGUUUAUAAAUCCACCCUGGACCACUUGCUAAAGUUGAAUGAAGCAGGCAAGUGCAAACAGAGUUCACAAGUCUCUUCUGUGUCACUCUCUGACAUCGCAGCAGCGAGGGAAGGGGCCGUGUGUGAAAACCCGAUCAUUAAGAUGAUAGAGGUCAAAGAAGUUGAUGAUGGAUUGAAGGUGUGCUACACAGGGGACACACUGACCCUGGAGAAGGCUUUUCGGGGUGGUUUAAUACCGGCUUCUGUCUACGUAGAGAUUCUUCAGAGGCAAAAGACCUGUCAAGAUAUGAUGAAUCCCAGCACUGUGGAAGAUGUUUCAACAUUAAAGCCUGUGCAGGAGGUCAAUAGACUGGUAUUAGAGUGCCUCAGCAGAAAUAAAUCACUGACAUCAGGGAGGGAUAUUAAGACUCUGAGGUCUUUCGGUGAUGGUUUAAGUGAUCAGGAUGUUAUCAGUGAUGGGCUUAAGGUGGAUGCAGCCGUUCAGUGUGACUUGAUGAGCUCUAGCAGCACGCUCAUUGUGCUAGAAAAUCAGCCGCAGUUUAUGGGACUCGUGUUGUCUGUUUCAAGGGAAACUGUGUCCACAUCAUUCCAGUAUGAUCAGCAAGUCACCACCGAUGAGUUCACGAGUUCAUUGUUCAGCAAUCGGGAGAAAAUUGCAGCUUUUUACAUUCCAGAAAAUUCAGAGGUGGUAGACAUCAAUUCGGCCAUUCAGAAUAAUUUGAUUGACACUUAUACCGCAGAGGUUUUGAAAUCUGUAGAAAUUCCAGAUGUGUCUCCUGAUGUUGAUCACCUUUAUGACAAGUUUUCAUCUUGGCUCAUGUACAAAAAACUCACAGUUGAUGGAUGCCAUCACGCUGCAGACUGCUUACAAGUUGAUAAUGUCCCGACUCACGAGGAGGCAAAGCAGCUUUUCAUCUCCUACCUCUCGUUGAACAGCUACGUGGAUCCUGAGACAGGACAGCGGGUUGUAAUACUCGAUAAACAGCUGAGUAAAAUGGUUAAAAUCUUUCUUGACGAUUCAUUAUUUCCUGAAAACACUGAGAAAAAUAGAACAUCCCUCUCUUUAAAUGUUGGUGAUCCUUCCGAACAGGUAGAUUUAGAGAUGCCGCUGCACAUAAAUGAGGAAACAGAGGAGUUACUGAUGCCACCCGUAUGUGAUCCUCGUAAUUUUGUUUCCUGGACCAGUGGAAGAAUUAGCUUUGAUGAAAAAACAAAUGCAAAUAACAAGGAUUUAAAACCGAAUUUUUUAGAAGACGAUGACAUUGACAUGGAUAGCACAGAGCCUGGUGUAGCAGGGGAACUCAUGUAUCAAAGCAACGCAAAUUGGAAAAAGUCAGGUGAAUUUGCAGAGAGAAUUUAUGGAAAUAGUUUCCAAAUGGAUGUUGAAGGUGCUGAAAGUGAAGGUGUUGAUCCAGUUGUUCAAACUUUAUACUCUGGGGACAGAACAAAUGUUGGCUCUCCGUCAGAGACGUUUGAGUGUUCAGAAAACUCCAACCGCCAAACCCUCCCGUACUACGACUCUGGGUCAUUUUGUAGUGAAUCAGAAGGCACAGAUAGCACGCAGGAUGAGCUUUUAUGCUGUCAGGACAUGUCAAACGAGCAAGAUUAUGCUACUCAUCCCCUGAUAGUGCAAAUGGAGGAAGAGGGUAUUUUAGAUGUGACCCCUGGGAGACAUUAUGACCUGGAAGCUGCUUUCAGACAGGGCCUAAUUGAUCAGAUGAUAGUACCACAGCCGCUUGACAUGCAGUCAGAUGAAAACGGAAGUGUUGCAGGAGACGAGGAGGAUCCAAUGUCUGUUUUAAAUCAGACUGUGUCAGAUGCAUCCUCAAAUAUUUCUCUAUGUAUACUGGAACAGCAGAGCGUAUUGAGGUCUGGUUGCACCAUCAGUAUCAGUGAGUCAGUUCAGGCUGGAUUAGUUAAAGAUGACUUAAACCCUGAAGCCAGCAGUCACCCACAAGAAAGCUACACUCACUCCAUCUCCGAUUAUCAUAAUCUGCGUUUAAUUUACGAUAAUGAAGCUGAAAACGCUGAGGGGAAGGUGGCUGUCGUGGUGCUCGAUCUGACCAAUGAGGAGGCUAAUAACGAAGAGAUAGAGAGCGAGAAUGGAGCUGCAGGGGUAGAUUGUGAGACAACAGGAAAUGUAAGAGAGAUGAGUAAUUAUCUGCAUCAUUUCCCUCCCUCAGUUAGCGGUCACAAGUCUCUCAUGAUCUCACCCUCCUCAUGGAGUCAGAUUACUGCAGAGUGCGUUCAUCACAAUGACAAAUCGCCUUUACCCGCUGAAGCCAGUGACUCACAGGGUGUAAUCAAUCACCAGCUGACAGAUACAGCUGUUGUGAUAGAAAACGCAGAUACAACAACCCAGUCACGUCCAUCUAGUGUGAGUGACAGAACCUACAGCAUUAGAGCAGAUACAGAAAGCCAGACUCAGUAUGCCACUUCUAUAAAUCACUCUAAAUUUGACAGCUCACUCGUUGAGGAUGAUUUUUUUAUUGUUGGAUAUGAUGUCCAGGUGGGAAAUCAGGCAGUUAGUGCAAGUGAAUUGCCCUCAUUACGCAACAAUGUGUUGUCUGAGGAGAAUGACACUCAGUCACCUCUGUAUGGCGAGCCAAGUAUAGAUUACUCAUCGCCCAGAGAAUUGGUCGAAAGUGCAAUUAUGUCAGAGUCCGGGGGUCGUGGUAACUAUGACAACAGCAUUACAGAAGAUGGCAGCAGAUUCACAUUACCUCAGCAGCUUCGUUCAGAAUGUGAUGUUAGUGUUGGAUCUGAGCCCAGCGACUCUAAAAAUGGUCAGCUUGUUGGUGAGAGAUCUCCACAGCCACCCAUUGUUUCCGAUGAAGUCAUUGCAACAAAUGUGAAGGGUUUUAAUAAUGGAGAAGAUUCAGAGCAUGGUCGUCUAAUAACCAGAGUUUCUCUUGAAACAGUACCAGUUGAUGAAGAUUUGUCACAUUCCCAACACAGAGCCACAGAUGUAGAGUUAAGCACAGACAGACUGUCCCCAGAGAGGCAACAUGAGGAUAUUUUCCUAUUGACUAGUGAUUUGGAGCAAAUGACUGUGUCAAGAAAUGAACAGCCAGUGAGUGAUGAAGAAAAUGCAGAUAUUGGUGGAAAUAUCUCUGCGUUAGGAAUGAACUCAGAGCAGUCUGAAGCUAAAAUGGGAGUAGGAAAAGGGUUGAUAUUUCCAGAGGAAAAGGGCUUUGAUAUGAGUGUUUCUGAGCAUCCUCAGGUAGAUUUCCUGUCAGGUAGCUCCAUUACAUCUGAUGCUUCCUCUUCAGCCCCAUCAGGGUUUAUUAAGGCCGUAAGGACACCUGUAGGCGAUGAAGGCGAAAUGAUCACAAUAGGGAGUGAUGUCAGUGAUUUGCAAAAGGCACAAACUGAAGACUUUGUCGCAGUAGUUCAGAAUACUCCACCACCUUUAGAGGAAGGUCACGAGAGAGACACGCCUCAUGGACUUCUAGAGAGCAGCCACCCAGACCUUCUCAUGGAUCUGCUGAAGCAAAAUGCCCUCAGUUUAAACAACAGAGAAGAAGGAAACUUCAAGCUGAUAAUGCAUGAAGAGAAAGUCAGUAAAAAGACAGAAGAGUCCGACGCUCCAAAUAUCCAGCUGCAACUGCUGCAGGUUCUGAAGACAGUUUCCUCAAGCCAAGACCUUUCAAUGCUGCAGGAGGUGAUGGACACUCUUAACAGCGCUCUCGGUGGGGACUCUUUGGCAGGGGAUGAUCUGGAGGAGCGGCGGCACGCUCUGGAGGAGCGCCGGCACACGCUGGAGAGCAUCAAGGAGGAGAGCUCGGAGGGAGAAGAUGAGAGGUCAGGAGAAGAAGAUGAGGGUCUCUGUGGUUCUGCUGCAGGACGUCACCAGCUGUCCCCUCAGGCGUCCUCCUGCUCAGAUGCCAGCAAAGUUGAGGAGGUCAAAAAAAAGCUGUUCUCCAUCCAGGAUUAUUUGGAGUGUGUUGGGAGACUGCAGGAUCACGCUGAUGUUUUGGAAGAUGUCCGAAAAGAUCUUUCAAUCGAGGCACCCAUAGGCAACAGCAUGGAAGAACUGCAAAACCAAUUAGAGGAUUUUCAGUCUCUGGAGUCCCAAUUUUCUCGACUGGCUGGUGUUCUGACUGCAGAUAUGGAAAAAGCCAAACAGCUCUUAAAUUCUAAUGAUGAGAAUAUUCCCAUACAAAUCCACCAAGAUUUGGCUUCAACUUAUCUGGAUUUAGAGCCAAAUUUUGCUGCCGUUUCCCAAAUGUGUGCAGAAAGGAGUCACUCCCUGAUUCAAGCAAUGGAAACAGGAAAGGUUAAUUUGGAAUCAACAUACCAGAAACAUGUUGGUGAUCUUGAUGAACUAGCGGGCCUCAUCAAAAACAGCUCAGAGAUGUGUGACAUGGAUUUGAACCCGUGUGAUGUGGAUGCACUGAAACAUUUGAUUCAGCAGAACAGGGACAUGGAGAGCAGUCUGCUGAAAGAAGCCAAGCUCAAGUUAGAGGAUGUCACAUUCGAUAUCCAGUGUUUUAUUUCUGAGCACGCUCAGUUUCUGAGUCCAGCUCAGAGCAGCUACCUCCUCAAGUUCCUCAGCACCACUCAGCGAGCGUUCAGGGACCAGACAGAGAGGCUUGUUACCCAGAGGAGCGCUUUAGACGUCCUGCUGGACACCAGGGAGAGGGAGAGUCAGGAGAAGUGUUUGUUGGAGAAACACAAGGAGUUUACAGAGAAGUUGGAGGAAGUGUGUGAUAAUCUCACCCUGACAGAGAACCAGCUGAUUGGUCAUCAGCAACAGGCUGAAAGUGCUGAGUGCGUCACAGACCUGCAGCAGUACCAGCAGGAGCAUCAGGCUCUGCAAAAAGACGUGUUGACAAACGCCAGUGCCCUGAAUGAAGUCAUCACCAGUACUAAAAAGUUUUUGGAGGAGAACCGGAGCAAGCUGACACCGGAUCAAAUUGCAACAAUUGAGGGCAAGUUGGAAGAAGCUAAAAGCAAAGCGAAGCUCAUCAACCAGCGGGCCGAGGAGUCCAGGAAAGAUUUAGAGAAGGUCGUUACUACGGCAAUAAAACAAGAGAGUGAAAAGGCAGCAGCUGUUGAGCGGCUUGAAGAAAGUAAAAACAAAAUCGAAGGUCUCCUGGACUGGAUAUCUAACAUUGGGAAUGAAAACAAGAGCAGUCUGGAUCACACUGACCAUAUAAGUAAAGAGAAUGGAAACCUGCCAGAAGAAACUUCAGCCACGGGACUGAUAGGAGACGACGACGAUGCCAAUGGAAACGCUUUACAGACCACUGAGAAGGAUUUUGGCAGAGACACCAGCGGCAAGAACGAUGCCUCCCUGGACCUCGAUAAGCAGUACGAGAGGGUCAAGGCUCGUCAUCAGGAGAUCGUGUCCCAGCAGCAGGAUCUUAUCAUGGCCACCCAGUCUGCUCAGGCUCUGCUCGACAAGCAGGCUAACGUCCUGUCCCCGGAGGAGAAGGAGAAACUGCAGAAGAACAUCCAGGAGCUGAAGGGGCGCUACGAGGCCUCGCUGACACAGGCUGAGCAGCAGAUGAAGCAGGUGCAGUGCGUCCAGGAGGAGCUGAAGAAGUUCCAGGGCGACUGUGAGGAGUUUGAGAGCUGGUUGGACCAGGCGGAGGUAGAGAUAGAGGAGCUGGGCGCUCCUGAAGGCUCUCUCAAUAUCCUCAGUGAUAAACUCCAGAGGCAGAAAAGCUUCUCAGAGGAUGUGAUUUCCCACAAAGGGGACCUUCGCUUCAUCACCAUGUCGGGACAGAAAGUGCUGGAUGUGGCUAACGCCUGCGCAUUGGCUGAUUCUGCUGCUAAGAACGAUCUGCUGGACGUGGAUACUUCAGGAACCUGUUCCGCUGUCAAGGACAAGUUGGAUUCAGCAGCAAGCAGAUAUAAAACACUACAUUCACAGUGCAAUCAACUCGGCAACAACCUUAAAGAUGUGGUUGACAAAUACAAGAAAUAUGACGACUCCAGCGCCGGCCUUUUGCAGUGGCUCGACGGCUCAGAGGAGGAGGCGAGAAAGCAGCAAUCAGAGGCCAUAGCAGCUGAGCCACAGACACUACAGAAGCAGCUGGAGGAGACCAAGGCUCUGCAGGGUCAGAUGACAGGACAUCAGACUGCUAUUGACACAUUGCGCAAAGCAGCUGAGUCUUUGAUAACGGCUGAAGGAGACCUGCUGAGCAACUCCGACGACAUUCAGGAGACAGUAGAUGACAUCGUGGAGCGAUACGACAACCUGUCCAAGUCGGUGAGUGAUCGAAAUGAGAAACUGCAGAUCACGCUGACUCGCUCCAUGAGUGUGCAGGAUGGUUUGGAUGAGAUGAUGGGAUGGAUGGAGGGAGUGGAGGCCAGCGUGAAAGAGAAAGAACAAAUCCCCCUGGACUCUGCUUCAAUUGGAGAUAUCCUCAGCAAAGAAGUAGCAUUAGAGCAGGACAUAGCAAGUCGCCAGAGCAGCAUCUCAGCCAUGAAAGCCAAGGUGAAGAAGUUUGUGGAGACGGCAGAUCCCUCCGCUGCUGCACUUCUGCAGUCUAAGAUGGAUGUUCUCUCCCAGCGCUUCUCUGAUGCAUGUGACAAGCAUAAGCAAAAAGUUUCCCAGCUGGAGCAGCUGAAGGAAAAGGUAGAAGACUUUGAGAAGGUCGCAGAUAAAGUUCAGCAGUUUGUCGUGAAGCGUUCGCAAGAUCUACAUGAGACAGACGGGCCGGGGAAAACUUUCAAUGAACUGUCUCAGCUGAUGCAGAACACUAAAUCUGAGAUGGCUGAACAUGCCAGUGAUCUGGAGAAGCUGCAGACUCUGUCCAAGGAGCUGUCUGAAAUGAGCCCUGAUGGAAACAAAGCCCAGAUCCAGAGCAAGAUGGACAAUCUCUCAAAUAUUUUCACCACCUUUAAAGACACUGUCAAAGAAAAGGAAGACGAGGUAUCGUCGUGUCAGGACCAGCUGGAAGAGUUCAGAUCUGCAGCCAGCGCUCUCACCAAGUGGCUGGAGCAGACCAAUGAGAAAGUACCAGCAGUUCAGCCAAGCAGCAGUGUGAAGAGUCUGGAGAAAGACCUGCAGACACUCACUGCAUUAUUAGAUGAAUGGACGUCCAAAGACCCUAGUGUCCAGGAUCUGAACAGUAAAGGAUCAGCACUCUGCAGCCUCAUGACUUCCCUCACAUCUCCUGCCAAGACAAAGACCCCGAACAACUCAGCUCUUACUAAUGGUGGUGGUCCAGCGAGCCAUUCCUACCUAACCAAUAAAGAGCUGAUGGUAAUUCAGCAGAACAUGUCGUUUGUUAACGAGGGCUACACGAGCCUCGGGCAAACGCUGAAGAGUCGAGCAUCAGAGCUGAGUAGUUCGGUGCAGGACGUCAAAGACGCCCAAAAGGAGACAGACAACAUGAUGACAUGGCUGAAGGACAUGAAAAAGACGGCGGCAUCCUGGAACAACGCAGCCACAGAGAAAGAUUCAGUGAAAACACAGCUUGAACAGCAGAAGACAUUUGAGGAUGACAUGAAGCAAAAGCAGGAACAGCUCCAGAAGCUCAGAGAGAAGCUCCUGAACUUGAUUAAGGCUCAUCCAAACUCCCCCGAGGCAGCAAAAUGGAAGCAGAUGCUGUCAGAAAUAGAUGCUGCUUGGGCCGAUAUCAGCGGCUCCGUAGAGGAGAGGAAGCAGCACCUGGAGCAGUCUAACAAGAACCUGGACAUCUUCCAAACAAAUGAGCUGCAGCUCGGUCAGUGGCUUUCAGAGAAGGAGCUGAUGAUGAGUGUCCUCGGACCUCUCUCCAUUGAUCCCAACAUGCUAAAAAUGCAGAAGCAACAAGUUCAGAUCCUCCAAAAUGAAUUUAAGAGCCGCAAACCUCAAUAUGAGAAACUGGAGGAAGCUGCCUCCGCCAUCCUGAGCUCUUCAGACAACCAGGACCCCUCAAGUGGGAAGCUGGUGAGAGAGCAGCUCGCUGGUGUCACCCAGAAGUGGCAAGGCCUCACAGGACAGCUGGACCAGCGAGACGGCCUCAUCGACCAGGCCGUGGUGAAGACGGGGACGUUUCAGGAGUUACUGAGGAGCAUCAGUCAGACCGCCACUCAGCUGGAGAACCAGCUCACCAACCAUCAGGGCCAUAGCACCCAGCCCGACGCUGUGAAGAAGCAGCUGGAGGAUGUGCAGAACAUCUCAGGGCAACUGAGAGAGGAGAGGAAGAAGCUGAAGGAGGCGGAGGCCAUCAACGCAGAGCUCACAGCGAUGGUGACCGAAGACUAUCUCAAAGCAGACUUGGCCAGGCAGCUGGAGAGUGUCAGCAAGCCUUUCAAACAGCUGGAAGAGAAAGCAGCAAAACGUAUCGAGCAGCUCAACUCAACCUUUGCCAGCUCUCAGCAGUUCCAUCAGACCUCCAAGGACUUCCAGUCGUGGCUGGGUGAGAAGCUCCAGGACCAGUCUAAGCUCCAGCCCAUCUCUGCCAAAGUGGAUGUGCUGCAACAAACCCUGGAGGAGCACAGUAAACUCCAGAAGGCUCUCAGUGAACACGAAGAAGCUUAUAACACAAUCACUGGGGAAGGGGAAAUGCUUCUGCAGAACACUGACGGUGCAGAAAAGUUGGCUCUACAAGGGCAGCUUUCUACACUCUCUUCCAACUGGGACGAGGUGAAGAAGAGCUCUGCAGAACAAGCUGACAAACUCCAGAGUGCUCUGCAGAAAUCUCUGAAGUAUCAGGAGCAUGCAGAAAAGCUCAGCUCCUGGAUUCAAGAGUGCGAAGCGAGCGAAGGCCGGGUCAAACUCACCGUUGAUCCGGUUGCUGUGGAAAGCUCAAUAUCUCAGGUGAAAGCUCUCCAGAAGGAUGUGGACAAGCACAGAGGGAUGGUGGAGCAGCUCAACGCGGCUGCAGACAGCGUUCUUGAGGUGGCCAACACAGACACCGAAGCAAUCAAAGAGGAGAAGGCUAGCAUUGGCAGAAGAGUGGACAAUGUUGUGGAAAGUCUGCAGAGCAAAAGGGAGUCCUUGGAGAAGAUCUCACACACAGUUAAGGAGUUUAAUGAUGCCUAUAAAGAGGCGAAGGGUCAGCUUGAGGGGGCUAAGAAGCAGGUGGAUACCUAUGAAUCACAGGGAGUGCAGGCACACAGCAACAAGAACCUGACCAACAUGAAAGCCCAACAUAAGAGUUUAGAGGGAGUGCAGAACCAGGUUGAGCACCUGAAGACCUUGGCCAAGGACCUUGUGGUUGAUGUCCCAGAUGCUGAUGGAGUGACAGACCUCUUACUGCAGGCUGAUAGCAUGGAAAAAGACUACAGCACCCUUAACAAGAAACUGGACGAGACGUGCCAAGUCCUGGAGGGUAAACUGCAGGGUAUCGGGCAGUUCCAAAACCGCAUCCGUGAGAUGUACACCCGCUUCACAGACCUGGACGACGAACUGGACAGCAUGGCUCCUGUUGAUCUGGACUUGGCCACUCUUAAAGAACAGCAGGACAGCAUUCAGAGCUUUGUGGCGAAGCUGCAAGAACUGAUGGCCAACACGGCCAAUGCUAGAGACAGCUGUAAGAAGAUGCUUGAGACUGAAACCUCCCCUGACCUGUUAGGCCUGAAGAGAGAUCUGGACGCUCUGAGCAAGCAGUGUGGGAAACUGUUGGACAGGGCGAAAGGCAGAGAGGUGCAGGUGCAGAGCACGCUCACCAAACUGGAGGAGUUGUACGAUAAACUCCAUCAGGCGGAAAAUAAACUCUGCAGAGCUGUGGACAAGGAGGCGUCGCAGGAGGCCGUCGGCAUGGAGACAGAUGUCAUCAACCACCAGCUGGAGGCCUUUAAGGCUUUCCAGAAAGAGGACAUUGAUCCGUUGCAGACGCAGCUUCAAGACAUCAGCUCUCUUGGCCAGGGACUGAUCCAAAAUGCUGCAAAAGGCACCAGCACCAAGAAACUGGAGGACGACUUGGAGGAAGUCAAUACAAAGUGGAAUACACUCAAUAAAAAGAUUGCUGAGCGUUCAGCCCAGCUGCACGAAGCCCUGUUGCAUUGUGGGAGGUUCCAGGAUGCUCUGGAGUCCCUGCUCAGCUGGCUGACCGACACAGAGGAGCUCAUGGCCAAUCAAAAACCUCCAUCUGCAGAGUUCAAAGUGGUCAAAGCACAGAUUCAAGAGCAGAAACUCUUACAGAGACUGCUGGAUGACAGAAAGCCAACAGUGGAGCUGAUAAAAAAGGAGGGAGAGAAGGUUGCAGAACUGGCAGAGUCUGUGGAUAAGGAGAAGGUUGCAAAAGAGAUCGAGUGCCUGGGGCAGAGGUGGGACGCUCUGCUCAAGAAGGCUGAGAACAGGCACAAGCAACUAGAGAGCAUCUUAGUGGUCACUCAGCAGUUCCAUGAGACCCUGGAGCCCCUGAGCGAAUGGCUCGCCACUACAGAGAAACACCUAGCCAACUCCGAACCCGUCGGCACAGAGACGUCUAAGCUGGAAGAUCAGAUCUCUCAGCAUAAGGCCUUAGAGGAGGAGAUUAUGAAUCACAGUAAAGACCUGUUACAGGCCGUCAGUCUGGGUCAGAUGCUCAAAACUGUGAGCUCAGCAGAUGAAAAGGAGUUUGUUCAGUCCAAACUGGAUGCCACCCAGGCCAGUUACAUAGAGCUGCAGGAGCGAUGCAGGAGGAAAGCUGAGAUGCUGCAGCAGGCCCUGGCUAAUGCCCAGCUGUUCGGAGAGGAUGAAGUGGCCCUAAUGAACUGGCUGAGCGAGGUGCACACACGGCUGAGCGAAGUGUCCACGGAGGACUACAAAGUAGAUGUUCUUGAAAAGCAGCUGGCAGAACAACGGGCACUGCAAAGUGAUAUUGAGUUGAGGAAGAAGAAUGUUGACCAAGCCAUCUCUAACGGCAUGGAGCUCCUGAAGCAAACAACAGGUGAUGAGGUGGUUGUUAUCCAAGGCAAACUGGACGGAAUAAAAACAAAGUAUGCUGAGAUCAACUCCAUGAGUGACAGCGUUUUGAAGACUUUGGAACGGGUUCUGGGUCUUUCGACCAAGCUGCAGAAUACUCAUGAGGACCUGAGCUCCUGGCUCGACAAAGUAGAGGAUGAGGUCAGCGCUUUUGCUGAUCAGGAGCCAGUGGGCGAGCAGCUCAUUCAUGCACAAAGCAGACAGAAGGCCUUGUUGAAGGAGAGCAAAGACCAAAAACCAGCGAUAGACAAGCUGAAUGAGUUGAGCAGCUCUCUCCUGGAUCUGAUCCCCUGGCACACUCGUGAGGGUCUAGACAAGCUGGUGACUGAGGCUAAUGAGCGGUACAGAGCUGUCUGCGACACCGUCACCCAGCAGGUCGACCAGAUCAACGCUGAUAUUCUCAAGUCACAGCAGUUUGAACAGGCUGCAGACACUGAACUCUCCUGGCUGACUGAAGCUGAGAGGAAGUUGCUGUCGAUGAGUGAGAUCAGGCUGGAGCAGGACCAAACCACAGCCCAGCUCCAAGCACAGAAGAUCUUCUCCAUGGACAUCAUGAGGCACAAAGAUGCCGUGGAUGAUAUUGUGAAAACAGGAAAGGCCAUAAUGAACAGCAAAAACCCAGAGGAGAAAGAAAUCUUGAAGGCCAGGACCAAGACUCUCUUGGAGAAGUACGGCAUCGUGAGUCAGCUGAACUCAGAGCGGUGUCUGCAGCUGGAGCGAGCCCAGUCUCUGGCCGGUCAGUUCUGGGAGACCUAUGAGGAGAUGUGGCCGUGGCUUCAGGAAACCUUGACCGCCUUCAGCAAGCUGCCGCGGCCAUCCAUUGAGUACGAAACGCUCAGGCAGCAGCAAGAAGAACUCAGGCAAAUGCGAGAGCUGAUUGCCGAACACAAGCCUCACAUCGACAAGAUGAAUAAGACGGGGCCGCAGCUGCUUGAACUCAGCCCAGUGGAGGGAGAACCCAUCAGAGAGAAGUACACAGCUACAGAUCAACUUUACACCAAACUCAAGGCUGAUGUCAAGCAGAGAGCUGCUACUCUGGAUGAGGCCAUCUCCAAAUCCACCCAGUUCCAUGAUAAAAUCGACCCGAUGCUGGAAUCCCUUGAACGGAUCGCUGAACGCCUGCGGCAGCCUCCCUCAAUCUCAGUGGAGGUGGACAAGAUCAAGGAGCAGAUUACUGAAAAUAAAGCCGUCUCUGUGGAUUUGGAGAAACUGCAGCCCUCUUAUGAGACACUGAAGCAGCGAGGCGAGGAGAUGAUCGCACGAUCUGAAGGAGCAGAUAAGGACAUAUCUGCCAAAGUUGUUCAAGACAAACUGGACCAGAUGGUGUUCCUCUGGACCGACAUCCAGGCUUUAGUAGAGGAGCGGGAGGCCAAGCUGCUGGAUGUAAUGGACCUGGCGGAGAAGUUCUGGUGCGACCACUGCGCUCUAAUCGUCACCAUCAAAGACAGCCAGGACCUGCUGAGAGAGCUGGAGGAACCCGGGGUCGACCCUUCAGUCGUCAAACAGCAGCAGGAGUUUGUCGAGGGAUUUAAAGAGGAGAUUGAUGGGUUGCAGGAAGAGCUCGAUGUGGUUCGAAACCAGGGUGCAGAGCUCAUGACGGCCUGCGGGGAACCUGAUAAACCUGUGAUAAAGAAAAGUGUUGAUGAGGUGAACUCAGCAUGGGAAAAUCUCAAUAAGACGUGGAAGGAGAGAGUAGAGAGGCUGGAAGAAGCCAUGCAGGCUGCUGUGCAGUUCCAGGAUGGCCUUCAGGGUAUGUUUGACUGGGUGGACAUUCUGGAGAGCAAACUGGAUUCAAUGACACCCGUAGGCACAGACCUGGAAACUGUCAAGCAGCAGAUUGUAGAGCUCAAGGAGUUCAAAGGAGAAGCGUACCAGCUGCAGAUUGAGAUGGAGCGCCUCAACCACCAGGCAAGCCUCCUGCUGAAGAAGGUGACGGAGGAGGCCGAUCGCAGCGCCAUUCAGGAGCCCAUGUCCGAGCUCAAGAUGCUCUGGGACAACCUGGACGAGAAGAUCAUCAGCCGACAGCACAAACUGGAGGGAGGCCUUCUGGCUCUGGGCCAGUUCCAGCACGCACUGGACGAGCUGCUGGCCUGGAUGAGCCACACCGAGGAGCUGCUCAAUGACCAGAGGAAGGCUGGAGGAGACCCCAAAGCUGUGGAGAUAGAGCUCGCCAAGCACCAUGUUCUUCAGAAUGACGUGCUGGCUCACAAGGCGACUGUUGAGACGGUCAAUAAGGCCGGUAAAGAUCUGGUGGAGUCCAGCGCUGGAGAGGAAGCUUCCAGUCUGCAGAGCAAACUGGAGAACCUGAACCUGCGCUGGAAAGCCAUCCUGGAGCAGACAGAGCAGAGGAAGCACCAACUGGAGAGCGCUCUGCUGCAGGCCCAAGGUUUCCAUGGUGAGAUAGAAGAUAUGCAGCAAUGGCUGAAAGACACAGAGCGUCAGCUGUUGGCAUCAAAGGCUGUGGGAGGCUUACCAGACACGGCCCGGGAGCAGCUUAACGCCCAUCUGGAGUUGUGUUCUGCCUUCGAGGCGAAGGAGGAGCUGUAUCAGGAGCUGCUGAACAAGGGUCAACAGCUGCUCGCCAUGACACCUGAGGGUCCAGACAGCAACACGGAGCAGGACCUCGCCAACCUCAAGGACAAAUGGGAAGCUGUGCAGGGGAAGGUCGCUGAGAGAAAGGUGAAACUAGAAGAAGCCUUGACGCUCGCCACAGAUUUCCACAACUCUCUGCAGGACUUCAUCAACUGGCUCACCCAGGCAGAGCAGACGCUGAACAUGGUCUCACCGGCCUCCCUCAUACUGGACACCAUCAUGUUUCAGAUUGAUGAGCAUAAGAUGUUUGUGACAGAGGUGAACGCCCACAGGGAUCACAUCAUCGAACUGGACAAGACAGGAACCCAUUUGAAGUACUUUAGCCAGAAACAGGACGUGGUCCUGAUCAAGAACCUGCUGCUCAGUGUGCAGGGCCGCUGGGAGAAGCUGGUGCAGCGGUCUGUGGAGCGAGGUCGUCUGCUGGAUGACGCCAGGAAGAGAGCCAAACAGUUCCAUGAAACUUGGAAUAAACUGAUGGAGUGGCUGGAUGAGUCUGAGAAGACUCUGGACUCGGAGGUGGAAAUUGCCAACGAUCCAGACAAAAUCAAGACGCAGCUGGCGCAGCACAAGGAGUUCCAAAAAGCUGUUGGCAGCAAACACUCAGUGUACGACACCACCAUCCGAACAGGCCGCUCCCUGAAAGACAAGACCUCCCUUCAGGAUGACAAGCAGAAGCUGGAUGACAUGCUGAGUGAACUGAGGGACAAAUGGGACACCGUUUGUGGUAAAUCAGUGGAAAGACAAAACAAGCUCGAGGAGGCCCUGUUGUUCUCCGGCCAGUUUACAGACGCUCUCCAGGCUCUCAUUGACUGGCUGUACAGAGUGGAACCUCAGCUGGCUGAGGACCAGCCCGUACACGGAGACAUAGACCUGGUUCUCAACCUGAUAGACAACCACAAGGUUUUCCAGAAGGAGUUGGGGAAAAGGACAGUGAGCGUUCAGGCCCUGAAACGUUCAGCCAGGGAGCUGGUGGAUAGCAGUCACGAUGACUCGUCCUGGGUCAAAGUCCAGAUGCAGGAGCUGGGCACUCGCUGGGAGACGGUGUGCAACCUCUCUGUGUCCAAACAGGCCCGACUGGAGCAGGCCCUGUGUCAGGCUGAGGAGUUUCACUCCACUGUUCAUAUCCUGCUGGAGUGGCUGGCUGAGGCGGAGCAGAGUUUGCGGUUCCACGGCACCCUGCCUGACGAUGAGGAGGCUCUCCAGGCGCUUAUCGAACAACACAAGGAGUUCAUGAAGAAACUGGAGGAAAAGCGAGCGGCUCUAAAUAAAGCAACCAGUAUGGGAGAGGCUAUUCUGACCAUCUGCCAUCCAGACUCUAUCACAACCAUCAAACACUGGAACACCAUCAUUAAAGCCCGGCUUGAAGAGGUGCAGGCGUGGGCGAGGCAGCACCAGCAGCGACUGGCAGCGGCCCUCACUGAGCUGUUAGCCACUCAGGAGCUGCUGGAGAAUCUGCUGACCUGGCUACAGUGGGCCGAGACCAACCUCAACGAUAAGGACAAGGAGCAGCUGCCACAGGAGAUCGAGGAGGUCAAAGCUCUCAUAGCAGAACACCAGGCGUUCAUGGAGGAAAUGACCAGGAAGCAACCAGAUGUUGACAAAAUCACCAAGACACACAAAAGGAAGGCUGCUGUGGAGCCCCCAGUCCAGUCUCAAAUCCCGGUGCUCGACAAAGGAAGAACUGGAAGAAAACGAUCUCCCACACAAACGAUGUAUGCGUCAGCGACGCAACCUCCCAUUGAGACCAAGAACCCGAGGGUUAACCUGCUGGUCACUAAGUGGCAGCACGUGUGGCUGCUGGCUUUGGACAGAAGGAGGAAACUCAAUGAUGCCAUGGACAGACUGGAGGAGUUGAAAGAAUUCGCCAACUUCGACUUUGACGUGUGGCGGAAGCGCUACAUGCGCUGGAUGAACCACAAAAAGUCUCGCGUCAUGGACUUCUUCCGCCGCAUUGACAAAGAUCAAGAUGGCAAGGUGACCCGACAGGAGUUCAUAGAGGGCAUCCUCUCCUCCAAAUUCCCCACCAGUCGUCUGGAGAUGAGCGCUGUGGCGGACAUAUUUGACAGAGACGGUGACGGCUACAUUGACUAUUAUGAGUUUGUGGCAGCCCUUCAUCCCAACAAAGACGCUUACAAACCACUAACAGAUGCAGACAAAAUUGAAGAUGAGGUUACACGACAAGUAGCAAAAUGCAAAUGUACAAAACGAUUCCAAGUGGAGCAAAUAGGUGCCAACAAAUACCGGUUCUACCUUGGAAACCAGUUUGGUCUGGUUCACUGCUUACAUGACUCCUUAAUCGGCGAUGAGACAAUAGCAAACAGGGAAAAUCAAAAUCUUACCCCCCACCUACACGUUGCAGUUUUGGAAAGCUGUAUUCUGUUUGGAGACUCUCAGCAGCUUCGUCUCGUACGGAUUUUACGCAGCACUGUGAUGGUGCGGGUGGGCGGAGGCUGGAUGGCUCUGGAUGAGUUCCUGGUGAAGAACGACCCCUGUCGAGUUCAUCACCACGGGAGCAAAAUGUUGCGCUCGGAAUCAAACUCUUCAAUUACUCAGUCUCCGAUAGGUUGGCAAAUCUCAAACUUUCUCACCUUGCUCCAUGAACCCACCUGUGCUAAAGGCAGGACCAACAUGGAGCUGCGGGAGAAGUUUAUCCUCCCAGAAGGAACCACUCAGGUGAUGGCGAGCUUCCGCUACCGAGGCCGGAGAUCUCGGCCGUCAUCCAGAGGAGCGUCUCCCAACAGAUCCACCUCCAGUCAGAGCUGUGCGGUCCCAUCAAACCCAGUAGUGACCAGUACCCCCAAGACUUCCCAACACAUAACCCGCAAUUAUGAUAAGCCCUGGCUUACAAACAGCAAACCCUCCACUCCUCUUAAAUCAUCAGACUCCUUUGGGAGCCAAGGUUCAUCCUCAGAGGGUACACCGGUUCAAGGCAGCAAAUUACGUCUUCCUGGGUACUUGUCAGGAAAAGGAUUCCAGUCCGGUGAGGAGGGAACCUUGAUCAGCGCUGCUGUACUGAAAGCCCGAACACAGACAAUAGGCGAGUCGAGAAAGAAUUCCAGCCGACCUGGAAGUAAAGCCGGAAGCAGAGGGAGCAGUCGCAGAGGAAGUGACGCCUCUGACUUUGACAUCUCAGACAUCCAGUCUGUGUGCUCAGACGUGUCCGAGACAGUCGGUGACUCAACCCGUGCGACGCCACGCUCCGCAUCACGUCAACACGGAGGGAAACCCUCCAAGAUCCCCACUCCUCAGAGACGAACCACUCCCACAAGCAAACUGGCCAAGGGAUCCAAGCGAUAGUCAGUGGCCUUGAAAACAAACAACCCAGGAGCUAGUUGCACCCCGAACACGUAACGGACACUGGAGAUAUCUAACUUAAAAGACUGCAAAUUUGUUGAGUGUUAUUUAAAUUGUUGCGAAGAUGUAAAAUAUUCUGUUGAGAGGCAAUAUGGUUUAAUAUUAUGUGAGAAUGGAAUGUUAAUGGCCUUGUGUAUUUGUUUUUAAUGUAUUUUAUUUUUUGUGAAAAAUGUCAAAUUGUUUUUAUUGUAUUUUAUUUUAUUGAUGCAAAACCCGUAGAGGUUUGAUGAACACUAGAAAACCUGGGAAUGACUAUGUUGUACGGUUAGCUAACAUUUCUAAACACACUAAUGAAGGGCAAUGCGUAGGAUAGCGCUGAGAGUUACUGAAUGUACUGUAAUUUAUGUUUGCUGAUGUUUGGAGUAGAUGGUGCAUUAUGGUACCAUUUGAGGCACUGCAAUUAUCUAUUUAAGUGCUAUGAUAUACUGCCAACAUGCAUUUAAAGGGCAAUGCAAUAUACUACAAUAAACCCCAGUAAGCACUGCAGAAACCUUUGAAAAACACUAUUUAAGGCUAGUAGCAGAAAUCUCGUAAUCAUGAAGCUUUUAAGUCCUGUUUGUUUGUUUGUGAGCAGCUGCAGUCCCUGUUUUGUUCGACCACUUCACAGCAGUGUGUGCGUUGACCUUGAAGAGGUGCCACUCCCUGUAGACAUUCUCUUGUGCAUCCAUGUCAAUGUAUGGUUAAUUUCGGUAGAGCUGAAAUUGUCACUGGAACAUUACUUUGUAAUAAACCUGCUUGCAGAAAGCCACCAGAGACUGGUGUGGA
This is a messenger RNA of Centropristis striata (black sea bass), 23104 nucleotides long. It is a transcript of the gene dst, whose product is annotated as dystonin. NCBI's taxonomy places the organism in Eukaryota, Metazoa, Chordata, Actinopteri, Perciformes, Serranidae. The record is from RefSeq and is a predicted model, not a curated record. The coding region runs from base 203 to 22282 and encodes 7359 amino acids. Gene Ontology annotation, biological process: intermediate filament cytoskeleton organization; cytoplasmic microtubule organization; wound healing. Gene Ontology annotation, molecular function: calcium ion binding; structural molecule activity; microtubule binding. The transcript is spliced from 105 exons. Gene Ontology annotation, cellular component: focal adhesion; membrane; hemidesmosome.